Messenger RNA from Aspergillus thermomutatus, 1419 nucleotides. It is a transcript of the gene rrp3, whose product is annotated as RNA-dependent ATPase RRP3. The transcript is spliced from 2 exons. The record is from RefSeq and is a predicted model, not a curated record. The coding region runs from base 1 to 1419 and encodes 472 amino acids. NCBI's taxonomy places the organism in Eukaryota, Fungi, Ascomycota, Eurotiomycetes, Eurotiales, Aspergillaceae. Gene Ontology annotation, molecular function: RNA helicase activity; ATP binding; nucleic acid binding.
AUGCCGGACGUCAAGAAGUGCAAGAUCGCCCAUAAGGCCCCAGAGCAUGAGAGUGACGCUGAAUCAACAAGUUCUCACGAGUCCGGUGCUCAACAACAUACUACUACUAAGACGCAAGAUGAAGCGGCGUCCACAGAGACAAGGCCUGCCCCCAAGAGUUUCAAAGAUCUAGGCAUCAUCGAUCAACUAUGUGAAGCAUGUGAAAAAAUUGGCUACAAGGCUCCUACGCCGAUCCAAGCUGAAUCUAUCCCUCUAGCACUCCAAGGUCGUGACUUGAUCGGCUUAGCAGAGACCGGAAGUGGAAAGACAGCGGCUUUUGCUCUUCCUAUAUUGCAAGCUCUGAUGGACAAACCACAAUCGUUCUUCGGCCUCAUCCUCGCGCCUACCCGAGAAUUGGCUUAUCAGAUCUCAGAGUCCUUUGAAGCUCUUGGUUCUACGAUCAAUGUCCGAUGUGCUGUGAUCGUCGGAGGUAUGGACAUGGUCUCGCAGUCGAUCGCGCUUGGAAAGAAACCUCAUAUAAUCGUCGCUACGCCUGGUCGGUUGCUAGACCACCUGGAAAACACCAAGGGCUUCUCGCUACGGACUCUCAAGUACCUCGUCAUGGAUGAGGCCGAUCGACUCCUUGACAUGGACUUCGGCCCUCUUCUUGACAAAAUUCUCAAAGUUCUCCCCAGAGAGCGGCGCACAUUCCUUUUCUCCGCAACCAUGAGUUCCAAGGUCGAGUCGCUGCAACGAGCGUCGCUCUCGAACCCGCUGCGUGUAUCCGUAUCGUCGAACAAGUACCAGACCGUCUCGACACUGCUGCAGUCAUAUUGCUUCCUCCCCCACAAGCACAAAGAUCUCUACCUCGUAUACCUCCUCAACGAAUUCGUCGGCCAGUCCGCAAUUAUCUUCACUCGCACUGUUCAUGAGACACAGAGAAUCAGCUUUCUCCUUCGGUCACUCGGUUUCGGCGCCAUCCCGCUACAUGGUCAGCUCUCGCAGUCUGCUCGAUUGGGCGCUCUUGGGAAGUUCCGUUCCCGCAGCCGCAAUAUUCUUGUCGCGACGGACGUCGCAGCCCGUGGUCUUGAUAUUCCCUCCGUCGAUGUCGUGCUGAAUUUUGACCUGCCCACGGACUCGAAAACAUAUGUUCAUCGUGUAGGCCGUACGGCCCGUGCGGGAAAGAGUGGUGUCGCUAUUAGCUUUGUGACGCAGUACGACGUCGAAAUCUGGCUACGUAUAGAGGGAGCACUCGGGAAGAAGCUCAAGGAGUACGACUUAGACAAGGACGAAGUAAUGGUCUUGGCUGAGCGUGUCGGGGAGGCUCAACGGCAGGCUAUUGUGGAGAUGAAGAACUUUGAUGAAAAGAGAGGCACCAGGGCCAAGAAAUUCGGCAAAGGAAAACGCUCUCGAGAUGAGAUGGAUCAAGAAGAAGGCUAA